UUUGAAAAUUUAAGACACAAUAUCUCUAUCACCUUUUCUAAACCUUUACUUGUUAAGAUGUCCAGCUUGUUGGAGCCUGCUGUUGUGGGCGGAAAGCUGGAACUGCGCAACCGCGUGGUGAUGGGGUCUAUGACGCGUAAUCGAUGCAUAGACAACAAACCAGGCCAGCCACAAGUCCGGCAUUACGCAGACCGAGCCGCCGACGGUACUGGUCUGAUUGUGGUAGAAGGUAUCUUCGUGGACUGGUCUGGUUGCGACUGGAGCUUUUCACCCGUCAUGAUUACCGAGGAGCAUUCAAAAGCAUGGCAACAAGUUGUAAAUGCUGUUCACGACAAAGGCGGCAAGAUCUUCUUCCAGGCAUGGCACUGUGGUCGUUGUCAACAUGAUCAGAUGCCCAUGAUGAAGGAGAGAAACCAUCCUGUUCUAGCUCCGUCGAAGAUCAAGGCUAAAGCGGGCAAGUAUCGCGAUCUGCCAGGUACUCCGGGGCACACCGACAACAUCACCGAAAUCGAAAAUCCUUCCGACGUGAUCGAAACGUAUCGUCACUCAGCGAAGCUCGCGAAGCGUUCUGGCUUCGACGGUGUUGAACUUCUAGCCCAGGGCGGGUAUCUCCCCCAGCAGUUUCUGAACUCGCGCGCAAACAAGCGCACAGAUGCCUACGGCGGGACAGUUGAGAACCGAUGCAGAUUUAUUCUGGAGCUUGUUGACGCCCUCAGCGAAGUCUUUGGGGGCCCGGAGUUUGUGUGUGUCAAACUCUGUCCAUCAGAUGAUGCCAACGACUCGGAGGUCACUUAUGAGGAGAUGAAGGAAGUCUACACCUUCCUUCUUAGAAGCCUUGUAGCACGCCGCAUCGGUAUAAUCAAUCUCUCGAGGCGCGGCACGGUGACCAAAGGGACGGAGGACUUUUUCUCCCGACACGACCGUCCCGAGGAUUUCCCACUACCUGCUGGAUAUGACCCGGUGCUCGACUUUGGGCCACUGGUGAAGUUCCCGGGAAGCCCAUCGCUGUUGAUGGCUAAUCAUGACUACACGGUUGAAGAGGCGAACCAACUCGUCACAGAGGGCAAACUUGAUCUGAUCACGUUUGGUCGACCUUUCAUCUACAACCCGGAUGUGAUCAGCCGCAUAAAGAACGGAAUCCCGUUUGCGCAAAACACUCGCGGCAAGGCAGUCCACUACGGGCCGUACAGCGACCCGAACGAGAACUACAACGACUGGCCUGCUGCAUUGACUCAAUAAGAGUUCAAUCUCCAAGUUAGAUGAAACGGUUGUUCUCGUCAAGCUGAAACAGGAGGAAAGAGGAAUAAGAGGUGUAACUGAGAGCUCGCGAUUUGACUGUAUCACUAUAGAAAACACUCAACGAC
Messenger RNA from Colletotrichum destructivum, 1364 nucleotides. Its product is annotated as Putative NADH:flavin oxidoreductase/NADH oxidase, aldolase-type TIM barrel, oxidoreductase Oye. The transcript is spliced from 6 exons. Bases 58 to 1239 code for a protein of 393 amino acids. NCBI's taxonomy places the organism in Eukaryota, Fungi, Ascomycota, Sordariomycetes, Glomerellales, Glomerellaceae. The record is from RefSeq and is a predicted model, not a curated record. Gene Ontology annotation, molecular function: oxidoreductase activity; FMN binding.